Molecule: messenger RNA, 1455 nt
Organism: Striga hermonthica
Lineage: Eukaryota; Viridiplantae; Streptophyta; Magnoliopsida; Lamiales; Orobanchaceae
Source: the annotation of a GenBank genome assembly
AUGGGGAAAAAAUUCUUGCAGAAAGACACCAAGUUCCUUGCCCCCAACAUCCCCAAGCCCGCCUUCAUCAUCACCCCUUACACCGAGGCCGAGGCCCAGACGGCCGUCCAAUGCGCCGUUAGGUACGGGGUCUCCCUCCGCGUCCGCAGCGGUGGCCACGACUACGAGGGCCUCUCAUAUGCCUCCUUCAUGGGCGCCCCCUUCGCCGUCCUCGACCUCCAGAAUCUCCGGAAUGUCACCGUUGACGUGGCCUCGAAAACCGCGUGGGUCGAGGCGGGGGCCACCGUCGGAGAGCUCUACUACCACGUGGCCCAGGCCAGCGGCGGGACGCUCGGGUUCCCCGCCGGCAUCUGCACCACCAUCGGAGUCGCCGGAAACUUCGCCGGAGGCGGGUACGGGAUGAUGAUGCGGAAGUACGGCCUGGCGGCCGACAACGUGAUCGACGUCAAGCUCAUCACGGCCGACGGCAAUCUCCUCGACCGCGCGUCGAUGGACAAGGACCUCUUCUGGGCCACCUGCGGCGGGUCGGGGGGAAGCUUCGGGGUCGUGCUCGCGUGGAGGGUACGACUCGUCGACGUGCCCCCGAAGGUCACCGUGUUCAGCGUCGCCAAGAUGCUCAACAGGACGAGAAACGGGUUCGACGUCGAGGCGCUGUACAAGUGGCAGAAUGUCGCCCCGGUUGUCGACCGGAGACUCUUCAUGAGGGCCAUAAUGCAGCCGGUCGGGUCGACGGUGAUGACGAUCUACAGCUCGAUGUUCCUUGGGAGUAAGGCCGAAGCGGCCCUGCUGAUGAGGAAGAAAUUCCCCCAGCUGGGGUUGACCGACAAGGACUUCUUGGAGAAGAGCUGGAUCGAGUCCGUGAUGGUAAUCGGUGGAUUUAAUUCGAGCAUGACGCCGGAUUACCUGCUCAAAAGGAUUCCCGCGUGGAAGCUCAGUUUCAAGGAGAAGUCGGAUAUGGUGCAAACCGCCAUCCCGAGAGCAGGGCUGAGGAAGCUGUGCGAAGCCGUGAAGCAGCAAAGCAUGUCGCUGGUGAUUCUGACGCCUUACGGAAGAAAAAUGGCGGAGAUUGCGGAGGACGCCACUCCUUUUCCGCACCGCAACAACACGCUGUUCAUGGCGCAGUACCUGGGGCAGUGGGCAACGGAAGACAAGAGGCCCGAGACGCAGGCCCAGAAUGAAAAUUGGGUGAGGGGGGUUUAUGAGAUGAUGACCCGUUACGUGUCGAGUAAUCCGAGACGGGCGUACGUUAACUACAGGGAUCUCGAUUUGGGGAAGGAUGAGAACAACUGCCCCAACUGCAGCUGCCCGAGCAUAUGGGGAUACAAGUACUUCAACAACAACUUCAUGAGGCUCGUGGAUGUCAAAUCGAAGGUCGAUCCCAAAUAUUUCUUCUUUCAUGAACAGAGCAUCCCCACUUAUUCGGCGCUCAACAACUGCGUUCGCUUGGUGUCGUAA